AUGUUCUCCAAAGUAGUAGCUCUGUGCGCUUUCGUGGCUAUGGCCCAGGCUGGUCUCCUGGCUGCUCCCGUGCACUACUCCUCUGCUGCGGCUGUCUCUUCCCAGAGCAUCGUGCGUCACGACCAGGCUCCCGUCGCUAAGCUCGCCGUCGCCGCUCCCGUGGCCAAACUCGCCGUCGCUGCUCCCGUAGCCUACCACGCUGCCCCCGCCGUGGCCUACCACGCUGCUCCUGCUGCCGUCACCUACCACGCUGCCCCUGCUCCCGUCGCCUACCACGCCGCCCCCGCCGCUGUCGCCUACCACGCUGCCCCUGCUGCCGUGGCAUACCACGCUGCUCCCGUUGCCAAGGUCAUCGCCCAACCUGAGGAAGUAGCCUACCCUAAAUACGAGUACAACUACUCUGUUGCUGACGGUCACUCCGGCGACAACAAGUCCCAGCAGGAGUCCCGCGACGGUGAUGUCGUAAAGGGCUCUUAUUCCUUCCACGAAGCCGAUGGUUCCAUCAGGACUGUGGAAUACACCGCUGACGACCACAACGGUUUCAACGCAGUGGUACACAACACCGCGCCUACGGCCGCCCCCGUAGUCGUCAAGGCUGUUGCUCCCGCCCACUACUACCACCACUAA
Messenger RNA from Spodoptera littoralis (African cotton leafworm), 627 nucleotides. Lineage: Eukaryota; Metazoa; Arthropoda; Insecta; Lepidoptera; Noctuidae. The record is from the annotation of a GenBank genome assembly.